GCACGCCAGCGCCGCUCGCUCGCCACUUCUCUCCCACCUCCGAGCCCUAUCCCCGCCUGCUUGCUUCUCCCGUGGGAGUUGGGAUUCCUUCCUUCCCCCCUAGCUGCCCGUCGUAUUUAGGAACAUGGCGUCGCCCCGGAUCCGCUUCAGCCGCCAAAUCCCCCUCUCCUGCUCCGACACCGAAGACGAGGAGGAGGAAGAAGAGGAAGAGGACGAAGAGGAGGAGGAGCCAUACGAGGGAGAGGGGGAGCGCGAGGCACCGGUCGCGUCGCCGCUGAUACUACCGUCCGCGAGGGGAGGAGGGGUUUCCGUGGUGGACAUGGUGGCGGCGGCGCUGCGGAGGUCGCUGCUGCUGUGCACCAGCGUGCGCGCCGACGAAGGGACCGCGGCCGCCGCCGCGGCCUCCGGGAUGCAGAUAGGGCGGCCCACCGAGGUGCGCCACGUCUCGCACGUCACCUUCGACCGGUUCGUCGGCUUCCUCGGCCUCCCCGCCGACCUCGAGCCCGAGGUGCCUCGCCCCGCGCCCAGCGCCAGUGUGAGUGUAUUUGGAGUUUCACCAAGGUCCAUGCAAUGCUCGUUCGAUAAAAGAGGAAACAGUGUCCCAACAAUACUAUUGAAUAUGCAAAGGAAGUUAUAUUUACUUGGCGGCCUUCAGGCUGAAGGGGUCUUCAGAAUAAAUGCUGAUAAUAGCCAGGAACUACAUGUCAGGGAGGAACUAAACCGAGGUGUUGUUCCAGAUGGAGUUGACAUGCACUGUCUCGCUGGCCUUAUAAAGGCAUGGUUCCGGGAACUUCCGAGUGGAGUAUUAGACUCUUUGACUCCAGAACAAGUGAUGCACUGCAACACUGAAGAAGAAUGUGCUAUCGUUGCAAGUAUCGUACCUCCAGUGGAAGCAGCAUUACUCGAUUGGGCCAUCAAUCUGAUGGCCGAUGUUGUGCAACAUCAAAACUACAACAAGAUGAAUGCACGGAAUAUCGCUAUGGUUUUCGCACCAAACAUGACUCAGAUGGCCGAUCCCUUGACUGCUUUGAUACAUGCUGUUCAAGUGAUGAAUUUUUUAAAGACAUUGAUCCUGAAAACUGUAAAAGAAAGGGAAGAGUCAGCUGCUGCAGCAAGGACAUCCACGUCUAACUCUGGUUCCUCAAGUGACAGAGAUGAACCUCAUAAAUUAGUUAAUUUGAACAAUCCCUUCAUUUGUUCAAGUCACGAAAAUGUUGAACGCCCCAUGAUUAGUGGGGCUACACUUGACCACUUCCUCUUGAGAGUAGAAGAAGCGCUUCACCAUGAUGCGCAAGCCAGUAUUGGAGAACACAAGAAGUGUGGCACUGGUACUGUCCAUGACAAAAGCAAUAACGAAUUUUCUCCUGAGGAGAAUGAUUUGAGCUACCAAGAUAGCAGUUAUGCAAAUAAGCUCAGUAAUGACAGUGCUGAAGGCUUGUUUGACAGAUUUAAAUUUAGGAAAGGGGUAGGGAGACUCUGCAGGAAUCCAGUGUUUCAGUUGAGUAGGUCCAUGAAGAAGUCUGAUGAAGCAGGACAAACUUGUGCAUGACAUGGUAGGGUGUAAUUGAUGAGUCUAUUAUUUCCGCAGCUGUCUAGUUCUUAACUCGCUCAGUUCUCCUAGAUUGUGUAUGUAGAAGCUAUGAGCCCAUUUGGCAGUAGUAGAAGUAGUGAUGAGGAGUUCUUUGUGUGUACAGUUCAGGAAUUCAUUUCCAACAAUCCAGAUUAUAAGAUGCCAUCAUCACCCAUUGUUCCUCAUAA
Messenger RNA from Lolium rigidum, 1758 nucleotides. RefSeq names its product rho GTPase-activating protein 5-like. Gene Ontology annotation, molecular function: GTPase activator activity. The record is from RefSeq and is a predicted model, not a curated record. Gene Ontology annotation, biological process: signal transduction. The transcript has 5 exons. Bases 125 to 1549 code for a protein of 474 amino acids. Lineage: Eukaryota; Viridiplantae; Streptophyta; Magnoliopsida; Poales; Poaceae.